GUUAAUUUGUUCACAAACCUACUGUAUAUAGCUAACAACUUGGGACUAGUCUGGUGUUCAGAUACCAAAUCAUACACUAGAAAACAGCUUAUCCAUGGAUGCUUCACUGGAAAUAUUGGAUUAUGAAUCCCAGGAAAGUAUUCAAAUGGAAAAUCAGCCAGUUGAAGAAAGGACUGGAGUAUUUCUCAAGCAAUGGGAAUCUCAAGUGCGCCCAUUUAUUGAAAUGAUCGACUACCUACGGCAUAUCGGCAUUGAGAAGGACCUUGCACUGCCCUCCAUUGCAGUUGUCGGAGACCAGAGUUCUGGAAAAAGCUCUGUUUUAGAAGCACUGUCUGGCGUGGCGUUACCCAGAGGCAGCGGUAUCGUUACUCGAUGUCCACUGGAGCUGAAACUCCGGAAGCUGCAUACGGGCUCAAAUUGGACGGCUGUCAUCUCUUACCGAGAUGUGCAAGAGACAUUCAUGGAUCCUUCACAAGUUGAGGGUCAUGUCAGAAGAGCCCAAAAUGUUCUUGCUGGAGAUGGUGUUGGGAUCUGUGAUGAACUCAUCAGUUUAGAGAUCACAUCCCCUGAUGUAUGUGACCUCACCCUGAUAGAUUUACCUGGUAUAACUAGAGUACCCGUGAAAGGACAACCUGAGGAUAUUGGAGAUCAGAUUAGACGACUUAUAUUGAAAUUUAUAGAGAAGAGAGAAACCAUUAAUUUGGUUGUUGUACCCUGCAAUGUGGACAUAGCAACAACUGAGGCACUGCGGAUGGCACAGGGUGUGGAUGCUCAUGGAGCGAGAACUUUAGCAAUUCUUACAAAGCCUGAUUUGGUGGAUAAAGGAGCAGAAGCUGACAUUUUGCAGGUCAUGCAGGGCAAAGUUGUUCCUCUGAAAAAAGGUUACAUAAUGGUGCGAUGUAGGGGACAGAGUGACAUUAAUGAAAAUCUCUCCUUGAGUGAGGCCACAAAACUGGAGACAGAAUUCUUCAAGAACCACAGUCAAUUUAGCUUUCUUCUUGAAGAACAAAAAGCCACAACACGCUGCCUUGCUACCAAACUUACCAAAGAGCUGGUUAACCAUAUCAGGGCAUCAUUACCGUCCCUGACGGAGCAGAUUCAAAUCCGCUUGUCUGCUGUUAGGUUGGAACUCAAAAAUUACGGUCAAGGGCCUCCGUUAGAGCCAGAGAAGAUGAGCGCUUAUUUGAGUAGGAAAAUCCUGGAGUUCAGCGAUCAAAUUAGUGAGCUGUGUCGGGCCAGUACAACAGGAGAGGGAAACAUUUAUUCUCUUCUGCGACCUGUGUUUAAUCAAUGGGAAUCCCAUCUGAGAAUCUCCAAAGCAGAAUUUAAGGAUGAAGUGCGGGAGAUGACAGAAAACUACGAGGCACAUCGUGGGAGAGAGCUGAUAACAUUCAGUGACUACUGUGUAUACGAAACACUGAUUCAGAAGCAUGUAAAUAACCUCAGAAUGCCAGCUGUAGAGACUCUGAAGACUGUUAGGGGGAUAGUGCAAAAGGAGUUCCGAGCUCAGUGUGAGCUCUGCUUUCCAAAUUACCCUCAUCUAAGAUAUAUGAUAAUAAAUCAGAUUGAUGACAUUCAGUCAGAGCAGGAGGCAAAAGUAGAGAAAAGGAUCAUGGAGUACAUCAACAUGGAAAAACUCGUAUACACCCAGGACCCUAUUUUCACGCAGAAGAUGGUCGAUUUUCGGUUUGUUGAGCAAAGGCAGGAGUACGAGUCCAUAUGUUUAGAUACUGGAGAGAAUGCAACUUCUCCCAACAACUGUGCUGUAUUUGACACCAGAAAGCUAACUCCAGACAAAUGGAAAAUCUACUAUGAGAUUGUCUACCAGCGUUUGGCUGAUUACAUUCCCAUGUUGAUCCUGCUGUUUAUGCUGAAAGAAGCUGUUAUCAUGUUACGGGCAAACUCCAUGGAUCUGCGUAAUGGGGCUGAUGUGCCCAAACUGCUCAGUGAAGACUCAGAGUCAGGACGGAAGAGAACAGAGUUACAUCAGCGCAUGGAGCGACUACGCAUGGCCCAGGAAAGAAUCACCAUUACCAUCUGAAAUGCUACCUAAAACAUUUUUUUUCAAAUAGCCUAGUUUUAUACUCACAUUUAUGAUAUUGUGUGGAAUGCUCUUUGUUUAUCCCAUUAGUCUUGACAAUUGACUUUACAAUUAAAAUAAAAUUGAAUGGGGCAAAGAAUGUUUGUCAUUUGUUGUCAUACUGUUAACUAAUUGUUCAUUGCUCAAAUAUUAUUAAUCAGUUAAUUGGUAUAAAUAAGUCACCCAUUUAAAUAGGAAAUGCUUUUUUUUAUAAUGGAGAGAGAAAAUGUAUCUUUAACCUCUCUAAUAACACUUUAUUUUGCUUUAUACGCGCACACACGUGUUAUAAUAAACAGU
Molecule: messenger RNA, 2377 nt
Organism: Clarias gariepinus (North African catfish)
Lineage: Eukaryota; Metazoa; Chordata; Actinopteri; Siluriformes; Clariidae
Gene: mxh
Product: myxovirus (influenza virus) resistance H
Exons: 14
Coding region: 95-2041 (648 amino acids)
Biological process (GO): defense response to virus
Cellular component (GO): microtubule; nucleus; membrane
Molecular function (GO): GTP binding; GTPase activity; microtubule binding
Source: RefSeq, a predicted model, not a curated record